Molecule: messenger RNA, 1134 nt
Organism: Morus notabilis
Lineage: Eukaryota; Viridiplantae; Streptophyta; Magnoliopsida; Rosales; Moraceae
Product: peroxidase 19
Exons: 3
Coding region: 35-1084 (349 amino acids)
Biological process (GO): response to oxidative stress; hydrogen peroxide catabolic process
Molecular function (GO): heme binding; peroxidase activity
Source: RefSeq, a predicted model, not a curated record
UCCAAACCUCUUACUCUGUCCAAUAAUCCAAACCAUGUCUGUCCCAUAUAGUUUCUCCUCUUCUUCAUCCUUCGUAGCCUUGUCCAUUUACUCUCUUCUAAUAAUACUAGAUAAAGCUGCAUUUUGCUUAGCCAAACCAAUCAAAACCGCUCGUCCAAACCGCCAAUUCUCCGUUGAUUACUACGCAAAGUCAUGCCCUCAACUUGAGCAACUAGUCGCCUCUGUCACUGCCCAACAGUUCCAAGAAGCCCCCGUUUCUGGUCCAGCAACCAUUCGCCUUUUCUUCCAUGACUGCUUUGUAGAGGGCUGUGAUGCAUCCAUAUUGAUAAAAUCAAAGCCAGGGAGCAAAAUGCUGGCAGAGAGAGAUGCAGAGGAUAACAAGGACUUGAGAGAGGAAGGAUUUGAGACAAUAAGGAAGGCCAAGGCUUUAGUGGAGAGCAAGUGCCCCGGUGUUGUCUCUUGUGCUGACAUUCUUGCAAUUGCAGCCAGAGAUUAUGUCCACUUGGCAGGGGGUCCAUACUAUAAAGUGAAGAAGGGAAGGUGGGAUGGGAAAGUAUCAAUGGCAUCAAGAGUGAGCUCUAAUAUCCCACAAGCAAAUUUCACAGUUGAUCAACAACUCAAACUCUUCAAUUCAAAGGGGCUUUCACUUGAAGACCUUGUUGUGCUCUCUGGUGCACAUACGUUGGGCUUUGCCCAUUGCCAACACUUUGUUAGCAGGCUCUAUGAUUUCCGGGGCUCCAAGCAGCCCGACCCGGCAAUCGACCCGAAACUACUAAGGGCACUUAGAAUGUACUGCCCCCAUUAUGGUGGAAAUAUAGAUAUAGUUGCGCCAUUUGAUGUCACCACCCCAUUUUCCUUUGAUCAUGCCUAUUACGGGAACUUGGAGAGCAAAUUGGGCUUGUUAGCCUCGGACCAAGCCCUAUUUUUGGACCCUCGUACUAAGCCCUUAGUUCAGAGUUUGGCAAAGGAUAAGCAAAAAUUCUUCCAAGCUUUUGCAUUAGCCAUGGAGAAAAUGGGGUCAACAGGUGUAAAAAGGGGAAGGAAACAUGGAGAGAAAAGGAAAGAUUGUAGCAUGCAUAUAUGAUUAAUUACUUCUUUUCUCAUUAUUGUAUUCUUUUCUUGUAUCCAUUUGAU